AAAUGUAACGGCGGGAAGAAGAGGAGAAGAAGAAAGAGAGAAUAUUGUUAUUGAGACAGAUAUGAGGUCCUCUUUGAUCUUGGGAGUUACCUUACUCCUGACGAUAGCGGCCACGUCUAUCGUCCAGGCACGUACAAUCAGGUCAGCACACACCUGCGGUUUAGGUCCAGGUACCAACGCGUGCAAGCAAUGCUCAGAAAUAGUGGUGAAAGCAUCAAAGCAACAAAAACCGCUAGUGUAUGCAUCGCCACAGGCAAUCAAUGAGGCUGCAAUAGCGCGCGAAGCGGUUGGAAGAUUUUCCACAGGAACAGGAACCAGUUACAGUCCCUAUAGUAGCGGGGUAGUUAGCUCUAGCAGUAGCAGCAGCAGUAGCAGCAGUAGCAGCAGUAGCAGCUCUUCAAGUUCCGCAUCUUCCGUCGGUUUUCUUGGAAGACUGGGACUCGGUGGAAGCUAUUCCUCUCCCUUCAAGACUGUCUCGCACGAUGUAAUCUCCGAUUCCGGUUGCGGAUGCGGAAAGAAAUCCGAACCUUUGGAGGUUCUUCUGUCCUCUGAUACUAAUAAACAAAUCGUGCCCAGCUUCCCGCCGAUCGGUGACUUAUGUUAUCCGAGCAAAGUUCAGCAAAACGGCAAACUCCAAGUGACCACCAAAGUGAUACCGGCGUAUCCUAGCAAGCCCUUAUGCAUUCAGCCCGUUCCUGAACAGGUUUGCGUAAACGUACAGAAUGGACAGAUCGAUGAAACUGGAAUGAGAAAACUCAGUUUGGCGACCGCGCAGAGCGGUACCAGCACGUUCGGUGGAUUGUUUGAUAAAUUAAGCGGCGGGAGUGCGUUUGGUAGUGCAAAUAGUCUCGGUAAAUAUAUUGCCAGUAAUGCAGGCACUCAAUACGGAAGUUCCGGAAGAUAUGGUAGCUCAGGUAGCGUUUUAGGAUACAGUAACUUGGGCAACCUUGGAAGAUACGGUAGCGCAAGCAAUGCAGGAUAUAGUUCAAACAGUGUUGGAGGAUAUGGUUCAACUAGAUACGGAUACGAAUCAGGAUAUGGAAAUUUGGGAUAUCUUGGAAACGAAUUUGGAACAUCGAGCGAUGUUGAAUUUAUUGAAAACGGCAAAUCUAGCUGUGAUGACUUUCCCAGUGAUGAAUUGCCCAAAGAUUAUUCGUAUCCCAGACUACCUGCCGAUCCGGUUUCGCUUACCUUAGCGUACAAAAAUCUCUUCCCGCGCUUACAACUGGCAUACAGAAAGAAGUCAUUUGUGCCGGAAGAUAAGCUGGCAUUCGGUCAUAGAACGAUACCAACCGAAACGACGUCUAACAAGAAGAGAUUAGAUAUACCUGAAGAGAAGCUUCAGAUCCUCGACAAACCUGUCGUAGAACUAAAAACGUUGUCACAGGCUCCCAUCACCGUCGGUUUUUAUGAUCAACAGGAAGAAGCUAAGUUAGCCGAACUCGAGACCAUCGAACGUGAAAGAAUACAACAGGAGGAAAUCGCCGAGCAACAAUUACAGCAUGCAAACAUUAUUACGUACGGGGACCUAGGAUAUGCGCCAGUCGGUACAAGAAAGUUGAUGAGGCCCCUAUCAUUGAAUUCUCUCGAUGCGCUCGACGUAGACGACGGUUGCGGUCCGGUAGGACCACCAGCCCCCGAUUACGUUCCCGGCAGUGUCGUGAUCAAUCAAGAAAUCGUAAAUGAAGCCGAAGAUGGCAUCCACACAAACGUCGGCACGGCAUACAUUAGUUACGAAGACGACGAGCGUAGCGAUGAGGAAGACGACGACGAAGACUCAACGUCCGGAAUAUUUGCUAGGCUGAGAAGCUCUGCCCAGAAAUACGGUGUCCCGUGUGGGGCUGUAUGAUCUCACACAGAAAAUGCAACACGAAAUGUAAAAAGCAUUCUUUUAAUUGACGAUUCGUGAUCAUCGAGAUGAACCUUGGUUAUUUAAAAACGAAGACGUAGACACCCUCAGAUAUUAUACUAGUCCUAGUCUUACGUCUUUGUGAUGUCACUAAUGUUAAGAUAAUAAUAUAUUAGCAAUUAUACGAGAGAAGAGAAUCAGAAA
This is a messenger RNA of Cataglyphis hispanica, 2053 nucleotides long. RefSeq lists its product as uncharacterized. The transcript is spliced from 5 exons. The record is from RefSeq and is a predicted model, not a curated record. The coding region runs from base 62 to 1849 and encodes 595 amino acids. NCBI's taxonomy places the organism in Eukaryota, Metazoa, Arthropoda, Insecta, Hymenoptera, Formicidae.